Boleophthalmus pectinirostris (great blue-spotted mudskipper) is the source of this 1417-nucleotide messenger RNA. RefSeq lists its product as uncharacterized. The record is from RefSeq and is a predicted model, not a curated record. Bases 159 to 932 code for a protein of 257 amino acids. NCBI's taxonomy places the organism in Eukaryota, Metazoa, Chordata, Actinopteri, Gobiiformes, Gobiidae. The transcript is spliced from 3 exons.
UGUAUUUCUCAUGCUUCACCUUUAUUCUGGGGUUUGGCGGUUUGAACCAGCUUCCUCUUCCCCUUGUCUUCAUCUUUAUCUCCGUGUUUGUGCGUGUGAGCUCUUAGACUCCCUCCUGCACUCAGCUGUUCUAAUCCCGUCCUCCGCCAGAGUCCCACAUGGAGUCCAUCAGGAGCUGUCUGCUGUGGCUGCUGCAGGUGCUGAUUCGGCGCUGGUUCUUUCUCUUCACUCUGUUCUGUCUGUACUACUACCACAUACGACUGGAAAAAGAUAUGAACUGUUAUUGUCUGUCCCAAGCGAGGGACUGCCGGGUUUACCUCCUGGCCCCUGCUCUAAUUCUGACUGUGGUCCAGCUCUGCGUGGACCUGGUUUUUGCUCGAGGUAUGAGAUAUCUCUACGGACGUGGCCAAGGUGCGGUGCGGGCUAAGGUGCUCCCGGUCCUGAUCAGGCGGGUGCUGGAGGCGAGCUUCGUGGGGCUCCUCUGGGUGCAGUCGCUGCUGUUGGACGCCGACUGGUACAUCUGCUGUGGGCGAGGAAAUAUCCGCUGUGGCAUCUACCCCUACAACGAUAUUUUCAAUCAGAGACCGAGUUAUGAUGAGAUCAAAAACGAGUCCCAGGUGAUCGGACUCCUGCUUGUGCUCUCGAUGUUCCUCGCAGGGGCCAUCUUGUCUUGGCUGCCAUGGGAGCGCUGGUGCUCCUUUGCCUCUUCUGAUUGGUCAGAGGCGGUGCUGGAGGAGGUUGAGCUCACGAUGGGUCAGCAAAUGAGAACCAUCGCUCGAGAGCAGCUCCGAGCCAAAGUGGACCAAUCAGGAGCCGACUGGAGGAAGUGGGAGGAGCUGGAGAAAGAGUUGCUUCUUUCCCAAACCAAAGCACCGACCGAAGUUCAGACCUCGGUUCUCAUGAGCUCCCUUACCAACGCAGAUGGUGUAUAAAAUAAAACUAGUGAAAGAUACACAAGGAUCAAACCAGGAGGAGGUCAGGACUGAAGUGAGUCCAAACAGGUGGACAAAACCAAACUAAACCAUGACUGAACCAGAUCUAACCAAGCACUGAACCAGAACUAUACCCAGAUCUGAAACCAGGCUAAAUCUGCUCAUUGUCAACUUUUAUUUACUUAGCCUUUUAACCUUUUUAUGAAUGUUUAAUGGAUCAGAUUAAAUUCCAUUUUUCAUUUUGUGUGUAAAUUACUAAAUUAAUUAAUUCAGUAAACUUGUUGAGGAUGAAUGGUGGAAGUAUGAGUAGUGAUUCUGGCUCAGAUUUGGACUCAGAUGCCCAUAGAUGGAAACUUAUAGUGAAACAUUGUUGUAGUCCUGCAAGUGCAUUAUCCCUCUGUACCUCUGGAUGCACACCAAUGUACAAUUCUUAUUUUAUCUAUUCCCAUCUCAAACAGACAUUAAAGUUGUGCUUUCUUCCGAAA